Messenger RNA from Corticium candelabrum, 560 nucleotides. Its product is annotated as WD repeat-containing protein 35-like. Gene Ontology annotation, molecular function: protein binding. The coding region runs from base 189 to 560 and encodes 123 amino acids. The transcript has 3 exons. The record is from RefSeq and is a predicted model, not a curated record. NCBI's taxonomy places the organism in Eukaryota, Metazoa, Porifera, Homoscleromorpha, Homosclerophorida, Plakinidae.
GCUACUGUAGGAAGAGCUGCAUGGGUAGGUGUGGUGCCACACGCAGCGGCCAUUACGCAUUGAAUCCACUUCAAACCACCUCCACACGUGGUUUGAGUGAAUCUGCAUUGAGUGCGCUUGACAGCCAAUGCACAUUCAGUGUGUUUUGGUGUGUAGUGUGAAUACCUUACAAUGUCACGUUUGUUCUCAUGUGUAAUACAUCUCUCUCCAACAGACUCAUUCAUAUUGAUGACAUUCCAUCCGGUGCCGGCGAAUUGGGUUCUAUCGAUUUCAAGAGGGCAUUAUCUCCAACUCGUGAUCCAAUAUGUUGUGUCUGUUUGUCAGAGAAGAUGCUUGUUGUGGGUAGAGAGUCUGGUACGAUGCAUCGCUAUAGUCUGCCUCUGUUGGCACUGGAAAUGAAACAUGUUGCCAACUGUCGACCUGAUAAAAUAUCACUGAACUGCAAUUCAACGCGACUUGCUAUCAUUGACAUUGCUGGUGUUCUCUCGUUCUUUGACUUUGUAAGUUUUAAACAUGGACUAGUGUAUAUAGUCAUCAGUGCCUUGAUACCGACAGACUGA